CAGCGGACAGGCGGCUCGUCAACACGGCGCCAGGAGGCAGAUCCUUCUGCCCAACUACUGGGAGCGGGGCGGUCCAUCACCCACCGUACACUCAAGCAGAGGAAUACAUUGCAAGAAAAACACUGAAUGUUUUUCCCUUCUUCUUCUGCUGCUGCUUCUUCUAAGAGGUGUUCCGGAAGUACCAUUGUUUUAAUCUCACAGCCCGACCAUUUCGAGGAGGAGAACCAAGGCGGGCAGUAUCAUCAGGAUCUUCUGUUUGAUCCCAUCUUCAAGUCAUCACUACCGGAGCGGCUCUUGGAUACGAGGAGGUCUGUUUUUGUUUUUAGGAGGAAUAAAUAGCCUGCUUCAGGAGAUCCUGUCCCUCGCUCGACGUCCAUCGUUCAGCUGUGUUUGGGUCGGGGUGGACGGAGGAGGGAGAUGGGGAACACGGGCUCUCGGUAGCUUUCGCCUUAUUUUCCACGAGUCGACUAGAAAAUGCAAAUGCAAAGGAUUGUGUUUUGGAUGUCGAGGUGGAUCGCGGCAGGAGAAAGGCUUCAUCGUGGACCCGGGAGCCUACAAAGAGAAUGAGAUAGAGGAUGGGGAUCUGACGCUGGGACAAUUGAAAAGACAAUAGCAUCGUUUUUUUUUUAUAAAGACGUUCCAUUCAAUCUCCGGGCCACCUUUGUGGAUGAUGAUGCUUCUUGACGGGGGUCUGAGAUAUGUCUGCAUGGAUGGAGUCCCUUCGUACCGUGGAUCGUGCCCCUCGUCUCCCCUCUCUCUAGCCGGGUCUCUGCAGCUGAGGGAGGACCAGUGAUGAGACGAGAGCACAGCUGCUGUUAGGCUGUGAUGUUCCGGUGGCUCGGAGGAUAGGACGGUAGCUGUUGACCAGUGAAUAUUAACAGUGAAUAUUAACAGUGUCUCGACUAGAGCUGGAAGGAAAAACAUAUUUCAUACGCAUUGGCUUCAGCACACAUGCCAUCAGUGGGACACAACACCUAAAAGACACCUUUUAGUUGUAGGUUUUCCAUUGAAAUAGCCUACCCCAUGUACGCCUACAAUAUUAUUAUUAAUAAUAAUAAUGAUAAUAACAAAUAUAAUAAUAAUAUAAUGAUGAUAAUAAUAAUUGAAAAUAAUAAUAAACGUACACAUAUUAACGAAAGUAUACAUUGCUAUUGAUCAUUUCAACCCAAACGGUAUUAUUGUGGAGGGUUUGAAGGUCUUUAUGUAGCUAAACAUGUUCAAGUAUCGGAUCCGCAUGUUUUUUAACGAACUGAAGGUCCUGGUUUUUAUGCGAUCCGAUUCGAGAGCGUCCAGCACAGACGUCGAUACACGGUCGACCACCAUGCGAGGACUAGGGAUGGGCGGCUGCGGCUGGCCUCCCUUUGUCGACUGCCAUUCUCGGGAUGAUGAGGAGGAGUACUACGGCAGCGAUCCGCGACCCCGGAGCCUCGCUUUUGAGGAUAAAGACCCCAAACUGCAAUUGGGUCUUGACGCCGUGUCUCUGGCCAGCACCACUAGCAGCCAACGCACGCCACAAUGUCGGAUCUGUUUCCAAGGCCCAGAGCAGGGGGAGCUGUUGAGCCCGUGUCGCUGCGACGGCUCGGUGCGCUGCACCCACCAGCCCUGCCUCAUCCGCUGGAUCUCCGAGAGGGGCUCCUGGAGCUGUGAGCUCUGCUACUUCAAGUACCAGGUCCUGGCGAUCAGCACCAAGAACCCCCUGCAGUGGCAGGCCAUCUCUCUGACCGUGAUCGAGAAGGUCCAGAUCGCCGCCAUCAUCCUGGGCUCGCUGUUCCUCAUCGCCAGCAUCUCCUGGCUCAUCUGGUCCUCCCUCAGCCCCUCGGCCAAGUGGCAGCGGCAGGACCUGCUCUUCCAGAUCUGCUACGGCAUGUACGGCUUCAUGGACAUCGUGUGCAUAGGCCUCAUAAUCCACGAGGGCUCGUCCGUGUACCGGAUCUUCAAGCGCUGGCAGGCUGUCAACCAGCAGUGGAAGGUCCUGAACUACGAGAAGGCCAAGGACCUGGGCGACCCGCUCAGCUCCAGCAGCAAGGCGGGGGGCCGCGCCGGCCGUGGCAACGCCCCCCACGGCCUGGGCAGCGGCGGGGGGCCGGGCGGGGUGGCGGGCGUGGGGGCGGGCCGCCAGAGCAGGAGGCUCAGGACUAUUCUGAACCAGCACUGUGGCUACACCAUCCUGCACAUCCUGAGCCAGCUGCGGCCCCACGACCCCCGGCUCGGCGCGGCCGCCAGCCGCGAGGUGGUGAUGAGGGUCACCACCGUGUGAGGGCCCCCCACAGCGCCGCGCCGGCUCAGGGCCACAGACUCAGUGACACGAGGCAGCAGCUCCAGGCCCGUCUGGACGAGGGGCCCGUCUGGAGGGCCACGAGACGCUACGACCCGGACCGGAGGAUUAUCCCAUCGCACUCUGCUCAGCCUGGUGCUCCUUUAGAGAAGAACUGAGGAGGGGGAGGCUGAGGGUGAUGAAGAUGAGGAGGGUGAUGAUGAUGAUGAUGAUGAGGAUGAUGUGGAUGAAGAUGAUGAUGAUAAUGAUGAUGAUGAUGAUGACGAUGAUGAUGAUGAUGAUGAUGAAGGUGAUGUUAGUGAAGGUGAUGGUGACGAUAGUGGCGAUGCCGAUAACAAGAACGAUGAUGAUUUCGGGGUGAUGAUGGUGGUGGUAGUGGAGGUGAAGAUGGAGAGGAAAAUAAUACGUAAGACAUCAAGCGUGAAAAUGUGAAAAGUUAAAAAAAUAAGUAAACAGGCUUUAUAUCCAAGAAGACCUUUUCCAGUUCAAUACCAGAAUGCACAAGACAUGGUCUGCAUCAUUUGAUCCGUUUGUUUGUAUCUUUUAUUUUUGCAUUGUUUUCUUAACCACUUUUCUUUUGGAUUUUAUGAUAAUCAUGUAACUUCAUACAUUUCCAAUCAGCAAUGUGUAAUUAUCUUACAAUUAUUAUCUUACAAUUUAUAAGAGCUAAUGAUUAACAGACCGACAACUGGGGAGCAAAACACAAUCACUCCACAAACGACAACACAACUACAGAGGUGUCCUAACAAAACACACCACAAACAACAGCAACAACAAAAACAAAUACAGAAGUGUACUAACAAAACACACCACAAACAACAGCAACACAACUACAGAGGUUUCCUAACAAAACACACCACAAACAACAUCAACAACACAAAUACAGAAGUGUACUAACAAAACAAACCACAAACAACACAACAACAACACACAUAAAGAGGUGUACUAACAAAACACACCAUAAACAACACAACAACAACAACACAAAUAAAGAGGUGUACUAACAAAAGACACCACAGACAACAGCAACAACAACACAAAUACAGAAGUGUCCUACAAAACAGACCACAAACAACAACACAAAUACAGAGGGGGCAUACACCAAAUAUCUCCGCAAUAACAAAACGUAUGUACAUUUCACAGGGGAUUUUGCAUGGGUAUAUAAUUUUAUCCUUCAUCACAUUACAUACGCACAUAACAAAUUUGCUCUAUUUCGAAUGGUGCUUGCCAAAAUGAACACUUUGAAACAUCUCUCAUUGCACCAACCUUUUGUCCAUGACAAAUGACAGUGUGUUACGGCUAUUUCAGCUAAAUACAGAAUGUUGCUGCUGUGUGCUGAUUUGAUAACAAGUAAACUAUUGAAUUAAAAUAGGGAUCAGAUGAUCUCUUACCAUUCAGUCUCAA
This is a messenger RNA of Gadus macrocephalus (Pacific cod), 3679 nucleotides long. RefSeq names its product membrane-associated ring finger (C3HC4) 9 (gene marchf9). The record is from RefSeq and is a predicted model, not a curated record. Gene Ontology annotation, molecular function: zinc ion binding; ubiquitin-protein transferase activity. Gene Ontology annotation, biological process: protein ubiquitination. NCBI's taxonomy places the organism in Eukaryota, Metazoa, Chordata, Actinopteri, Gadiformes, Gadidae. The transcript is spliced from 5 exons. Bases 1214 to 2257 code for a protein of 347 amino acids.